UUUAGCCACAGUCGAAUUUUAGACGCAGACAUGAGACAGUUCCUAGUUUUAUUGGUGCUGAUCUUGAUUGGUUCUUCCGCUGCCAAGCUAAAUCGUUUGCAGCUCCAUUCGAACAGUAAUUUUACCCAUAGCCACGAAAAUGUGAAGGCGGAGAAGACCGUGCUGGCGGCCAAGUACUCAUUUCUGGUUGAAGCCACAUCCAGUUCCUCGACGGCCACUGAGAACCUGCAAAACUCCCUGAACAAGGAGUACUACGGUGUGAUUGCUAUUGGCACCCCCAAGCAGAACUUCAACAUUCUAUUCGACACGGGAUCGGCCAACCUGUGGGUUCCCAGUUCCAAGUGCCCGACCUCGAACAUCGCUUGCCAGAGGCAUAACAAGUACAAGUCGGGAGCAUCCAGCACGUAUGUGGCCAAUGGUGAGAAAUUCGCCAUCUCUUAUGGCACGGGCAGUGUGUCGGGAAUCCUCUCCACCGACACCGUUCACGUGGCGGGCAUCAGCAUCCAGGGCCAGACAUUCGGCGAGGCCAUCAAUGAGCCGGGUUCCACCUUCAACAAAGCACCAUUCGCGGGAAUCUGGGGAUGGGCCUUCAAGGCUAUCGCCGUGGAUGGAGUCACGCCGCCGUUUGACAAAAUGGUGGCCCAGGGUCUGCUCGACAAGCCCAUCAUCUCGUUCUACCUGAAAAGACACGGCACCGCGGUGCAGGGCGGCGAACUGAUCCUCGGCGGAAGUGACUCGAGCCUCUACACCGGCAGCCUCACCUACGUGCCCGUUUCGGUGCCGGCCUACUGGCAGUUCAAGGUCAACUCGAUCAAGACCAAUGGCGUGCUGCUCUGCAGUGGAUGCCAGGCCAUAGCCGACACCGGCACCUCGUUGAUAGUGGUUCCCCAGGCGGCCUACACCAAGAUUAACCGCCAGUUGGGCGCCUCGGAUAAUGGCGAUGGCGAGGCUUUCGUGCAGUGCAGCCGCAUCUCAUCCCUGCCUAAAAUCAACCUCAAUAUUGGCGGCACUGUCUUUACACUGGCCCCCAAGGACUACAUCGUAAAGAUGACCCAGAACGGUGUCACCUACUGCAUGUCCGCCUUCACCUCUAUGGAUGGCAUCAGUUUCUGGAUUCUGGGCGACGUCUUCAUUGGCAAGUUCUACACGGAGUUCGACAAGGGCAACAAAAGGAUUGGCUUUGCCAGAGUGGCCAACUAUUAAGCGUCUCAAGUCAAGUUGUAACUGAUUUUGCAAAUUAAAUGACAUGAGAAGUACAUGCAGUAUAAAA
Drosophila gunungcola (fruit fly) is the source of this 1270-nucleotide messenger RNA. Its product is annotated as lysosomal aspartic protease-like. The record is from RefSeq and is a predicted model, not a curated record. The transcript has a single exon. Gene Ontology annotation, biological process: cell death; proteolysis. Gene Ontology annotation, cellular component: lysosome. The coding region runs from base 31 to 1203 and encodes 390 amino acids. NCBI's taxonomy places the organism in Eukaryota, Metazoa, Arthropoda, Insecta, Diptera, Drosophilidae. Gene Ontology annotation, molecular function: aspartic-type endopeptidase activity.